Coccidioides immitis RS is the source of this 6691-nucleotide messenger RNA. RefSeq names its product TBP associated factor. NCBI's taxonomy places the organism in Eukaryota, Fungi, Ascomycota, Eurotiomycetes, Onygenales, Onygenaceae. The transcript is spliced from 4 exons. Bases 311 to 6028 code for a protein of 1905 amino acids. Gene Ontology annotation, molecular function: ATP hydrolysis activity; ATP-dependent chromatin remodeler activity; ATP binding. The record is from RefSeq and is a predicted model, not a curated record.
CCACUUUGAAAUCCACCGGGCCAGCCUCACACAGCAUUUGCGACCUUCCCUGGUUCUACCCUUAUUUUUGCCUUUUUGGCCCACACAGGCACUUUUCGCUCACCCUACAAUCCUUACUUUAUGUAAUUAAAUUUGUCGGUCCACAAUGCUUAUUGAUAACCUUUGUGUGUCGUGAUUUUUCCUUGAUUCCCUUUUCUUUUUUUUUUUUUUUUUCUUAAUUUAAAAACAAAUCGCCUUUUUUUUUUGGUCUCCCCCUGCAAACGCGUUGAUGGACCGGGGAGUUUGAUGGUGAGACGAGGAAGAAGCCGUGAUGGGGUCGAGGCUCGAUCGCUUAGUCAUUCUUUUGGAGACUGGGAGCACGCCAGUCAUCAGAAACACUGCUGCCCAGCAGCUGGCCGAUGUUCAGAAGCAGCAUCCAGAGGAGCUGUUCAACCUGCUUGGCCGCAUCCUACCAUAUCUUAGGUCGCGGUCAUGGGAUACCAGAACAGCAGCUGCCAAGGCAAUUGGCGGCAUAGUCGGCUAUGCUCCCAAGUUCGACCCAAAUGCGGACGACAGUUCACCUUCCAAGGAGGAGGAGGCUGAAAAUGCAAAGGUGAAAACCGAAUCAGAGGCUGCGGAUGAACUCCUAAGUUUGGAAACUCUGGAUAUCGUAUCAAUCCUCAAGCAUGGCCAAAAGUUGCUCGGAAGUGCUGGCAAGGAGUAUGAGAUUUCCCUUGCUGGCUUGGACCCAGCGGCAAGGUUGCAGAAACAAAAGAGAACGCUGACUGCGCGCCUUGGAUUGGCGGGUGAAUAUAUCGAAGAGAGCUUGAUCAAUGAUCACGACAUCAAUGACGGCACCGUCCCAAAAGGCUCGUCCGGAACGGGAUGCGUGCCCAAACUGGAUACGUCAGUCUCGACCCUUGCUCGUCAACAUAGCAUCACAAACAUUCCUCCUCAAUCGGCAACUUCCCCUAAUGAUCCUCAAACGCCCAUGAACGGUGAGGAACAUGGACUUAGUAAGCGCCAGUUGAAUCAGUUGAAACGAAAGAACAAGCAGUCUGCGAGAAUGGGAGGCAGUAAAGUCAGAGUUGUUGACCUCUCGGUCAGAAAAGGCUCUGAUAUCGUUGCGACACCGUCUGUGACUACGCCUCAUCCCAUCAAAAAGGAAAGCGGCGAGGAAAACGAGGAUGAAAAGGUGGAUUAUUUCUCCCUGAAAAGAGAAGGGCCUGACGACGACUCAAAAUUAGUCACCGAAUUCAAAGGGGCCGUUGUGCCCGAGAGAUCGUUUAUACAGACCGAUGCCGAGGAACAAAAUCUAGAAUGGCCUUAUGAACGCAUGUGUGAAAUCCUCAUGGUUGACCUAUUCGACCAUGCUUGGGAGAUUCGACACGGGGCUGCCAUGGGCCUCCGGGAAGUAAUCCGUGUUCAGGGAGCUGGUGCGGGCCGUCUAUGGGGCAAAACAAGAGCUGAGAAUGAUGAACUAAAUCAUUGUUGGCUUAAUAACCUUGCGUGUCGACUUCUUUGUGUAUUCAUGCUUGACCGGUUUGGCGACUACAUCUCAGAUAAUGUUGUAGCUCCAAUUCGCGAAACGGUUGGUCAGACGCUCGGUGCACUUUUGUCCCAUUUGCCCUCGAAGUCGGUUGUUUUGGUCUAUCAUAUUCUGUACAGAAUCAUCAUGCAAAAAGAUCUGGACACUAUCAAGCCCGUUUGGGAAGUGUGCCAUGGAGGGAUGAUCGGGUUAAAAUAUUUGGUUGCCGUUCGAAACGACAUUUUAUUCGAAGACUCCGCCGUUUUGGAUGGCGUAAUUGAGGCUGUGAUGAAAGGCCUGGGCGACUUUGAUGAUGACGUUCGUGCUGUUAGCGCAGCCACCCUAAUUCCAAUUGCCGAUGAUUUCGUGAAACUGCGGCCAGGAGCCCUAGAUUCCCUAAUCGAUAUUGUAUGGAAUUGCCUCUCCAAUUUACAAGACGACCUUAGUGCGAGUACCGGCUCAGUCAUGGACCUCCUCGCAAGGCUAUGUAUAUUCCCACAAGUGCUGGAAGCCAUGAAAGUGAACGCCGCUCACGAUCCCGAAUCCUCCUUUGGCAACCUUGUUCCUCGACUUUUCCCGUUCCUUCGACAUACUAUUUCCAGCGUACGGUCUGCUGUCCUUCGCGCCCUUCUUACAUUCUUAAAACUAGAGAACGAAGGUCAGGAUUCAUGGGUGGACGGCAAAGCACUAAGACUUGUUUUCCAGAAUCUUCUUGUUGAGCGGCACGAAAGUGUUCUCAAGUUAUCCCUGCAAGUCUGGUCAGAAAUGCUUCGAGUACUUGGUUCUCAAGGCAUAUUCAGUACAGACCAACUUGUCACUCCGGUUCAGCCACUCAUUUCGGCAACUAUGAAUCCGUUUGGCGUUCCACGUUAUCCAAUCCCAAUGGAUCUGUCUCUCUUUAUUCGACCUUCUGGAUCAGCUUUCACAUCUGCGCCUUCUAUCCCAAGGAAACCGUCAGUUCACACACCCACCGAACCCGCACCGCGAGGCAGGAGAAGAAAGACGGAAAAGAAAGAAGCGCCCGUUGUGAUGGUGCAUAAUGUGGACGGCCACAUGCUCCAAGGAGACAUCGACUUGGUCGGUACUGAUACGAUGGUAAGAUCGAAGAUUUACGCUGCCAUCGCUCUCGGUGAGUUUUUGGCAACGUGGGAUUCUGCUAAUGAGUUCAACUUGUGGGAUCGCGUUUUACCUGCUUUAAAUUGGCCUGGCUCUACUUCCCAACUGGUGGCCGCCAUGGUGGUCGAAGAAUAUACAAAGCGCCAGGGUCCUGCUUCUCGACAUGCUUCUCUACUUUCGCAAUGGCUCAAUCCAUUGAUAGAGAAUGAACGGCCGUCAUGGUAUGGCGACAUUUCAUGCUACUUGCAUAUUGCACGAGCCCAAUGCCAUUCACUUCUCAACGCGUUCAGGGACCAUGCGCAUGUUUCUCAGUCAAGACUUCCGACUUUAGCAGUGGUGGUUCAAGGUGAUCCCGAAGCCGGGCCUAACGCUUUCUCAAUCCACGAUGCUGAGAAUGUUGUUGGUUCGGAUUUUGAAAGGCUCAAGAGGGACUUAACGCCAACCCAGCGGAUCACCGCACUUCAAGUGUUGAAUGACUCUCGUGCAAGCGCCCAAGCUGCGGUCAAAGAAGCAAAAGAAGUCAAGGAACAGCGUGACAUGCGGAUUCGGGCUGCUAUUGCUGGAUCGCUGGUUGCACUGAAAGAUAUACCGAAGAAGCCUAGCCAUAUUAUCAAGGCAAUGAUGGACAGUGUCAAAAAAGAAGAAAAUAUAGAGCUGCAACAGCGAUCGGCAUCUGCUAUCGCAUCGUUAGUGGAAUAUUACACCACGGCCGCCAAACGUGGUCCGGUAGAUAAAGUCAUUGCGAACCUUGUUAAGUUUUGCUGCGUCGAUACGUCAGAGACACCCGAAUUCCAUCAUAAUGCACAUCUAGAGAAAGCCAUAUUAUCGCUUCGCAAAGAGGAAGAUAAAAAGGAUCCGGUCGAUGCAGCUAAAUUCGAGAGAGAGUCGCGAGAGGCUAGGAUCAUGCGUCGUGGAGCAAAGGAAUCUCUGGAGCAGUUGGCAACUAGAUUUGGUGCUCAGUUAUUGGAAAAGGUGCCAAAUCUCGCAAUUCUUAUCCAAAACGCUUUGAAACAGGCAUUAUCCGGCGACCUCCCAAAGAAUAUUAGAGACCCAUUUAACGAAUUAGGACAAGAAACGGUGGAUGGCCUAUCGAUAUUGCGUGCCCUGUCUCCUAAAUUCCAUCCUGGACUUUACCCAUGGGUUACCGAACUUAUGCCUGUCAUUGUGAAGGCUUUGCAAUGCGAACUCUCUGUCAUUCGAUAUGCGGCGGCCAAAUGUUUUGCCACAUUGUGUAGUGUUAUGCCGGUUGAGGGUAUGACCAUGCUUGUGGAGAAAGUUUUGCCUUCUAUCAGUAAUGCAUUGGAUGUCAACUGUCGACAGGGAGCCAUCGAGUGCAUAUACCAUUUGAUUCACGUUAUGGAAGAUAAAAUUCUUCCAUAUGUCAUUUUCCUGAUUGUCCCUGUUCUCGGCAGAAUGAGUGAUUCUGAUAAUGAUGUGAGGCUUUUGGCAACCACCGCAUUUGCUACUCUUGUCAAGCUUGUUCCAUUGGAGGCCGGAAUCCCUGAUCCACCAGGGCUCUCUGAAGAAUUGCUCCAGGGUCGAGACCGGGAGAGAAAGUUUAUGGCGCAAAUGCUUGAUGUUCGCAAGGUGGAGCCAUUUGAGAUACCAGUUGGUAUCAAAGCUGAACUCCGGUCAUAUCAGCAGGAAGGUGUUAAUUGGCUUGCGUUCCUUAAUCGGUACAAUCUCCAUGGCAUCCUUUGCGACGACAUGGGUCUUGGCAAGACUCUACAGACACUUUGUAUCGUUGCCAGCGACCAUCACCUUAGAGCAGAGGAGUUUUCUCGCACGCAGGCCCCUGAGGUUCGGCGGCUACCAUCCUUAAUUAUCUGUCCUCCUAGUGUUUCCGGUCACUGGCAGCAGGAAAUUCAACAAUAUGCACCUUUCCUCACCUGCGUCUCCUAUAUGGGCCCGCCAGCAGAAAGAGCAAGACAUCGGCCGCGGCUCACUGAAGUGGACAUUGUGAUCACUUCUUACGAUAUUUGCAGGAACGACAAUGAUAUUUUUGCACCAAUGGCGUGGAACUACUGCGUCCUUGAUGAGGGUCAUCUGAUCAAGAAUCCACGAGCAAAGAUUACUCUGGCAGUGAAACGCAUUCAAAGCAAUCACCGUCUAAUACUUUCCGGUACACCGAUUCAAAAUAACGUUUUAGAAUUGUGGUCAUUGUUCGACUUCUUGAUGCCAGGAUUUUUAGGAACUGAAAAGGUUUUCUUGGAUCGCUUUGCAAAACCAAUUGCAGCCAGUCGCUUUAGCAAGUCCUCUUCCAAGGAGCAAGAAGCUGGGGCCCUAGCUAUCGAGGCUUUGCACAAACAAGUCCUACCGUUCUUGUUGCGGCGAUUGAAGGAGGAGGUUUUGAAUGACUUACCUCCGAAGAUUCUUCAAAAUUAUUACUGUGAUCCAAGCGAACUCCAGCGGAAAUUAUUUGAAGAUUUCACCAAAAAAGAGCAGAAGGAGUUGGCGAAGAAGCUCGGAAGCACAGAGAAGGAGGCCAAAGAACAUAUUUUCCAAGCCUUGCAAUAUAUGCGUCGGCUUUGCAAUUCUCCUGCUCUUGUCGUGAAAGAAGGACAUAGGCAAUACCAGGAAGUUCAGAGAUACCUUGCGAAUAAAAAUUCGAAUAUUCGCGAUAUCUCGCAUGCUCCGAAACUUACGGCGCUUCGCGAUUUGCUUAUAGACUGUGGUAUUGGCGUGGAUCUAAGUGUCGAAGGAGAACUUAAUACCGCUGCAAGCUACGUUAGUCCGCAUCGUGCGCUGAUCUUCUGCCAAAUGAAAGAGAUGCUUGAUAUUGUACAAAAUGAUGUGCUCAAGAAGCUGCUUCCGUCUAUUCAAUACCUCCGUCUGGAUGGAAGCGUAGAGGCAACUAAACGACAAAACAUUGUCAAUCAAUUUAACACGGAUCCUAGCUAUGACGUUCUCCUCCUUACGACCAGCGUUGGUGGCCUUGGUCUCAACCUUACCGGAGCGGAUACCGUUAUUUUCGUGGAGCACGAUUGGAAUCCACAAAAAGAUAUACAAGCUAUGGACCGAGCUCAUCGUAUCGGCCAGAAAAAGGUUGUUAAUGUAUACCGCCUGAUCACUCGAGGAACACUGGAGGAGAAGAUUUUGAAUCUACAACGCUUCAAAAUCGAUGUCGCCUCUACUGUCGUCAAUCAGCAAAACGCUGGCCUAAGUACAAUGGACACGGACCAGCUCCUUGACUUAUUCAAUCUAGGCGAAACCGCCGAGACUGCAGAGAAACCCAGCCAGGAUGCUGGUCUUAACGGCAAUGAAGUUGAUAUGGUAGAUAUCGAUGGCGAAGUUAAGGAAAAGGGUAAAAAGGGUUGGCUAGACGACCUUGGGGAAUUAUGGGAUAACCGGCAGUACGAAGAGGAGUACAACCUUGAUUCCUUCUUGGCGUCUAUGAAGGGGUGAUUCUGGAGUGAGGCGUCUGGUAUUCCGUUUGAGACUCCAUGCAUUUGGGGCAAGACGGUUAUUGAUAAUCAGCGGAGUUGGACUGAGUAAACGGUUUCCUUGUUAAUUAUGUUUUGAUUUUUGCUUUCCUAUUUUUUUCCCCCUCCUUUUGUCUAUUCAUUUGCAAGAGGCGGCCUGGCAGGUGUUCAUGGUCAGGAGCAACAGAAAAGUCCUCUUUGUUGGAUUUCUCUAGCAGGGACACAUCCUAGUUGUGCAUUCAGCGGAGUUCUCUGCGUUUUUCUUGGGCGCAAAAAGAACUACAGCUGGCCAUGUUUCGGCAAUUUUGCUUACACAAUCUUCUACCUUUCGACAUUCUUAUUAUCCGCUUCGCUGCAUAUCUUGAACUUUGCCCUUCUCUUCACAAUGAUGUAUAAAUAUGGACUCCCAAUGUUUGAUUCUCUUUAUAGGUUUUGUCAUGUUGAAUUGAUGCCCUGAUGUUCCUGGGCUCUCAUGUACAAUAUAGGUGUUGUUUCCGACCGAGACGACAGGUUACAUAGAUUAAGAAAAGAUUGGCCAUGAGAUCUAUGAUCAACAUUACCAUUGGCUGUCUGCCAUCCUUGAAAAGGAGCACGAACUGACAUGAAGACUCGGCUAUGACAUUGAGCUCCGUCCUAUGAUUGGAUA